Adineta steineri is the source of this 1551-nucleotide messenger RNA. The record is from the annotation of a GenBank genome assembly. NCBI's taxonomy places the organism in Eukaryota, Metazoa, Rotifera, Eurotatoria, Adinetida, Adinetidae.
AUGACAGAUUCAACUAUUAAACAUAUAGGUGCUGUUUUUCCAAUUACUUCUGAAGCGUUACAAACAGAUAUUAAAUAUCGUCGACGUCGUUCUAUUAUUCAAGAAUUUAGUCUUAAUACUUCAACUCAUGGUAUUCCAGGUAUUGCACGAAGUAGAAGUGUAUAUAAUCGAAUUUUUUGGACAAUUUCAUUUUUGUUUUUUACUGGUGUAAUGAUUUUCUUUAUAACACAAUCUAUACAAGCUUAUUUCGGUUAUCCAACACAAACAUCAGUAUCUUUUGUUGUUCAACGUUCUCAAGCAUUUCCAGCAGUUAGUGUGUGUAAUUAUGCACCGGUGAGAUAUGAUUUAAUCAUUGACACUUUUCUGAAUUAUACAAAUUCACGUGGUUUAACUAAUACAACCGAUAAUAGCACUAUGACAGCACAACAAGCUUCCUAUAUACGUGAUUUUUUGCAAUAUAUAUUCAAUUCCGAACAAGAUUUCAAGCCAUAUCUUUUUUCUUUGCAAUCAAUGUUAUUAAAUUGUGUAUAUAAUGGACAAUAUUGUAACUAUACUGAUUUUACUCCAUUUAUAUCAUCUACUUAUGGUUUUUGCUAUACUUUUAAUGCUAAAAUGAAAUCAAAUGGAAGUACAAUUCGACAAACUACUGAUAAUGGAGGUUCUGGUAAACUCGAAUUAGGAUUCUAUGCACAGAGUCAACAAUAUUUUCCAUAUGUAUCCGCAGAUGCAUCAGUUGGUAUGAUGAUUAUGGUUCAUGAUAAUACAGAAUUACCACUCAUUGAAGUAGCUGGUAUAGAACUUGCAGGUGGUCGUAAGCAUAAAAUAGGCUACAAGAAAAGAAUAAGUCAACUAUUACCACCACCCUAUUCAGAUUGUACGAAUAACAUCUCUCCUGCAAUGCAAGCAAUGUAUGAUCGAUUUACAAAUGCUGAUUAUACUUAUUCACAAGCUAUUUGCACUACAAUAUGUAUACAAACAUAUGUUUAUCAAGAAUGUAAUUGUGUAAAUCCAAAUGAAGUUACUGCUCGAACUAUUGUUAUACAUGGUACAAAUCAACUACUUGAAGCACUAUUAUGUAACCAAACAGAUACUUGUUUUAGUGAUGCAACAAAUCGUAUUACAAAUACAGAUAGUAUCUGGAAUGAGUUUUGUUCUGAAUGUUCACAAGCAUGUUCAUUUGUUGACUUUACUAUUACAACAUCAUCGGUAUCAGCUAUAUCUACACAAUAUGCAUAUAAAUAUAAACCGCUUGUAGAACAAUCUGGUGUACCAUUGCCGAAAAAUUGGUCAGAAAUAUGGCAAACAGAAAUGCAAAAAAACUAUAUAGGAGUUGAUAUUGUAUCUGAAUCAACUCGUGUUGAAGCUUAUACACAAGAUGCAUCUAUAACUGCUGUUGAUCUCAUUUCAAAUAUCGGUGGUAAUACAGGUUUAUGGAUUGGUAUUAGUUUUCUAUCACUUAUGGAACUUAUUGAAAUGUUCUAUCGUCUUAUACGAUAUCAUUGUUAUAUUUUUCGACGGAGAGUACCAGAUGAACAUAAUGCACACCUUUAA